Molecule: messenger RNA, 768 nt
Organism: Episyrphus balteatus (marmalade hoverfly)
Lineage: Eukaryota; Metazoa; Arthropoda; Insecta; Diptera; Syrphidae
Exons: 2
Coding region: 94-756 (220 amino acids)
Source: RefSeq, a predicted model, not a curated record
AUUCGGAUAUAUUCAAAUCAGCUGUUUGUUAUUUAUUUUUAAAUAAUUUUAUUUUUAUUUGUUGAUUUAUCGAUAAAUCUACUUUUACCAAAAAUGUCUAGCUCAAGUGAGUCUGAAGAUGAAAAUCUAAAACAAAUUCUAGAGGCAGCCGACACAAGCCUCCUAACUAACUCACUAUAUAAACCAAAGGAAACGAAACCAGAAAAAGUUGAAUCAAAAUGUGAUGAACAUCCUAUUUCUCAAAGGCAUUUAAACCAUGAUGAGAGUACUGACAUUGAUUUUCAACCUUCCGAAACAGUACAAAAAAUUAUGGCAAAAAAACUGAGUCUCUUGGUUCAAGAACAAAUUGAAUUCAUAACUCUUUCAGAUUUAUCCCAAAAUCCAAAGAAAAAACAAAAGAACAGAGUUAAACUGUUCAAUGACUGCGAUUGUUAUGUGAAACCAUUUGAAGAAUUUGAAUAUGAAGAUAUUGGCCCAAGAAAGAAGCCCUUGAUACAGAGACGUAAGAUUGAUGAUCAUUUAGAUGAAGAAUCAAAACUUAAAGCUGUUGCUGUCGAUGGUGAGUUUGUUUUGUCACUCAAAGAAACACUUAACUGGUCAAAUAGAAAAAAAGGAAAGGAAUUUCAAUAUAAACAAGGAAAAGGCAUCAAUAAGGACCAUCAUUUGAUUGAGCCACAAAAUGAAUUUACGAAAAUGAGACAGAAAAACCAAUGGAAUGAAUCUAGGAUAAGAAAAGCUAAAUUUUCUACCAAAUAAAUCUCAUUUAAA